AAGAGGUAGAGCGGUGAAGUGGUCUUUGGGGUCCAUUCUUCUUCGAGGCGCCGGGAGCCACUCUUGACCCUCCACCUCGUCAAUUCCUCGAGAGAUUCAAGGAGGAGUUUUAAGUUUUUCGCUCGCGAUCGCGCCCAAUUUGGCCGGUUUUUGCUCGAAUUUGGGGGAGGAUUCCAGAGGGAAAUGGCGCCCGUCUCAACGAUCGAAACGUUCGAAGAAGCGCAGGAGAUCUUCCUCCAGAAGAUCAAGGAGGAUCCGCGUCUCAAGCCGGUUGCCGCUAAGAAGCUCUUGGAUCUCGCCAAGGAGCUCGAUGCGAGCACGGAAGAAAAACUGGGGGAUUUGUCGCUCCAGCUUCCGGCGGAGGAAAGAAUCAAGCAAGGAUUUCUCAAGUUCAAAAACAACUUCUGGCUUAAAAAUCCAAAGCUCUACGAGAAACUUUCAGCCGGUCAAUCACCCAAGUUCAUGAUCUUCGCUUGCUCCGAUUCGCGAGUUUGCCCGACGACGAUCUUGGGGCUCCAGCCGGGCGAAGCAUUCGUCGUUCGCAACAUCGCCAGCAUGAUCCCAGCGUGUGGCGAGGCUGGAUUUCCAAGCACAAGCGCGGCUCUCGAAUAUGGAGUUUUACACCUCAAGGUGGAGCAUAUCCUAGUGAUCGGUCACAGCCGGUGUGGAGGAAUCAAGGCUCUGCUGACCACAGACCCGGAGAAGAAAUGGAGUGACUACAUCCAGGACUGGAUUAAAAUCUCAACUCCUGUUCAUUCCAACCAAAACCACUCGCACGAUAUCGACGAGCGAUGCUCUUGCGGUGAAAAGGAGUCAGUGAACGUUUCGCUCAGCAAUCUCAUGACUUUUCCCUGGAUUAAAUCGGCGGUGGAGGAGAAGAAGCUGGCUCUUCACGGCGGCCACUACAGCUUUGUCACUGGCACCUUCCAAUACUGGACUCCCGGGAGCGACAAAGUCGACUUUUAAGAGCCACAAACGCGUACCAUAUCUAUAAAGAAAGAAGACUCGAGAGAAAGAGUGAAAAAAGAAUGAUCCAAUAAGUAAUAAGAACCUUUCACUCUCACGAACA
Selaginella moellendorffii is the source of this 1069-nucleotide messenger RNA. Its product is annotated as carbonic anhydrase 2. The record is from RefSeq and is a predicted model, not a curated record. Gene Ontology annotation, molecular function: zinc ion binding; carbonate dehydratase activity. Gene Ontology annotation, biological process: carbon utilization. NCBI's taxonomy places the organism in Eukaryota, Viridiplantae, Streptophyta, Lycopodiopsida, Selaginellales, Selaginellaceae. The transcript is spliced from 9 exons. Bases 184 to 966 code for a protein of 260 amino acids.